AUGUAUAGUGAACGUGUGGUGGAUCAAUGUACACAGAUGCGGCCUGCGAUCGUAGGGCAUAGAUCGGCUAUGGAAAAUGGGGAAUCCAUCGAGGAUGAUGUGGAUAGCUCGACGGAAGCUUUCGAGCAGAGUACGUUAAGCAUAAAGUCACAAACCAAAGGCAUUGUACAAGAUAUCUGGCAACGUCCAAUGCGCCGUCCACUUCCUUCAGAAAAUCAAGUGGAGCUAUGCUUUGAGAUUCCAUUCGCCCGCGUCCUUCCGUUGGCUUCUUCAGGUGAUGGAAUUUCGGUUGCCUCUAACGCCAGCAAGAAGUAUGUGAUAUAUGAAGUAAAUAUUCGCAAAGAUGGCCCCGGUCCGGACCCGCAUCCGACAAGUAUAGAACGACGCUACACUCACUUUUUGAAGCUGUAUGAUGGGCUACGAAAGGAUCAUCAAGCGCACCUGGCCACGGUUAGCUUCCCGAAAAAAGUUCUAAUGGGCAAUUUCACCGCAGAGCUAAUAGGCGAACGAAGUGCUGCUUUUGAGAAUUUCCUGGACUACAUCGUGACCGUGCCUUUGCUACGUGAUACGGAGCACUUUUUGGAGUUCUUGCAAGGGGAAGAAUUGCGAAACGCGUGUCAAUUACUGGACGAACGACGAAACGAACUGGCCGUACCACUGUUGGAGAAUUGUUUUCGUUUGAUGAACAAAAUUUUCCUAGACAAAUCCAAGUGCGUACUGUUAUUGCUGUGUCGACUUGUAGCAGCAUGUACUACGUCACCGAUCCCACAUCCAUCGGCAGAACAAUGGGCAGAGCUGGCUUUGCGGCGCUAUGAACACGUGUGCGAUACGGAGCUUCUGGUACUGUAUAUUCCACUUUUACAAACAUGCCUUCACCUGUGGUGGCAGCGGGGUCGUGAUCGUAGCUUAUUGGAGGAACGUCUGAACGAGAUGGGCAAAAAGGGUAUCAAAGUUAAGGGAGGUCCGACGCUGGCACAAGCUAUUCAUGCCUUAGAUCCACGUGCAGAGACUAUCUAAGUAAAGAGAGCAUGAAAUCUCCAUGAGAAAUAAGGUAACGAACCAUCACAAGUGCAACAAAUUGAAAUCACAAGCUGAAAGACUUCGUUUUUAAUCAUAUUUGCUAUUUUAAAGUGAGCGUUUUUUUAAAUUAUAAAUGAAUUUUAUUAAAUGUAAAAUUACGUUAGGUUUCCAUGGGGAAAACAUUAAGUAGGUGCUAGAGCGUUUAUUGCCAUGGGU
This is a messenger RNA of Anopheles nili, 1236 nucleotides long. RefSeq names its product sorting nexin-21 (gene Snx21). The coding region runs from base 1 to 1017 and encodes 338 amino acids. NCBI's taxonomy places the organism in Eukaryota, Metazoa, Arthropoda, Insecta, Diptera, Culicidae. Gene Ontology annotation, biological process: protein transport. Gene Ontology annotation, molecular function: phosphatidylinositol phosphate binding. The transcript has 3 exons. Gene Ontology annotation, cellular component: early endosome membrane. The record is from RefSeq and is a predicted model, not a curated record.